Messenger RNA from Macrosteles quadrilineatus (aster leafhopper), 342 nucleotides. RefSeq lists its product as uncharacterized. The record is from RefSeq and is a predicted model, not a curated record. The transcript has a single exon. Lineage: Eukaryota; Metazoa; Arthropoda; Insecta; Hemiptera; Cicadellidae. The coding region runs from base 1 to 342 and encodes 113 amino acids.
AUGACAACUGUGGUAACCAUGACAGCAGUGGUUACCAUGGCAACAUCGGUUACCAUGGUACUUGGUGGUGACCAUGGAAACGGCGGUUACCUUGACAACAGUGGUAACCAUGGCAACGGUGGUAACCAUGGAAACGGUGGUUACCAUGGCAACGGCGGUUACCAUGGCAACGGUGGUUACCAUGAAAAUGGUGGUUACCAUGGCAACGGUGGUUACCAUGGAAACUGUGGUAACCGUGGCAACAGUGGUAACCAUGGCAAAGGUGGUAACCAUGGCAACGGUGGUAACCAUGGCAACGACGGUAACCAUGACAACGGUGGUAACCAUAGGCGACGACGGUAA